GCCGUAAAAUACAAUUGUCAAAAACCAAAACUAAAAGCAUUUCCCUCCACUUAAUCAUAUUUGAUUUGAUUUGUUUUGAAAUAAGAAACCAAAACUUCUCCAUUCAUCAUCAUAUAUAUAUGGAGAAGAAGGGGUCGAAUUAUGAGGCGAUUAUGGCGAGAAGUUUUAGCAGGCAAGAGAGGAGCAAAAUGGGAUGGUGGGCUUGCCUUGCCUUCUUCCUCCUUGCUUUUGCCUUUUGCUUUUUCUUCAAGCCGCCGCCGCCGCCCUACACCACUACCAAUCUUGCUUCCUAUCCCGUUUCUGCUCCAGUUGAAGUACGAAAGACGGAUUUUCUAAAUGUGCAAGCCACUAAGCAUUUUGAAACCAACAUUCCACCACAACCAUAUUCCAGUAAAGCAGAAGACGCAAGACCAAUAUGCAAAACACAUCCAAGAUCGGACAUUUUCCAUGCAAAGGGUGACAUAAGAGUACUAUCCACGAGCAACUCCUCAUCAUUAUCACCUACCAUUGAUGUUGUUUCAAACGUUAGUAUGUCUUGGAACAUAAAACCAUACGCUAGAAAACUCGAUCCCUUCGCUAUGAGAAAUGUUCGAAACAUAACCAUUAAUCGAGUUAGCCUGUCCUCUCACCAUCAUCAGCUCCGAAAUUGUACGAGAAAGUAUAACAUUCCGGCCGUUGUUUUCUCUCUCGCCGGAUACACCGGAAACCUAUUCCAUGACUUGUCCGAUGUGAUACUCCCUUUGUUCCUAACCACACACGAAUUUCAUAGAGAAGUGCACUUUCUAGUCGUUGACUAUCGGCAAUGGUGGGUAAAUAAGUACAAGAACGUGUUACAAGGGUUGACCAAGUAUGACAUCAUCAACCUCGAUAACAUCGGAAAAGACGACGUCAUAUGUUUCCCAAGAAUCACCGUUGGUUUAAAAGCCAACAAAGAGUUCAGUAUUGAUGACGACAUUGUUUCAGGCGAUGUCCUUCCUCUCUCCAUGAAGAACUUCACGAAUUUCUUGAGAAGUGUGUAUCACCUGAAACGUGACGUGACAAUCAAAACUAAGCAACCACGACUCCUCAUCAUAUCGAGAAGCAAAACGAGGCGUUUUUUGAACAUCGACGAGAUUGCGACAAUGGCAUUAGGGUUAGGGUUUGAAGUGGUUGCACAAGAGACCGGAGUAGACAUGAAUCGGGUCUCGAGAUUCGUGAACAAAUUCGAUGCGGUGGUCGGUGUGCACGGGGCGGGACUAUCCAACAUGGUGUUCUUGCCGGAGAAUGCAGUUGUGGUACAAGUUGUAGGGUUGGGAAUGGAUGGGAUAGCCAAGACGGACUAUGAGCUUCCUUCAUUGGAUAUGGGUUUGAGGUACUUGGAGUACAAAAUAGGUGUGAAUGAGAGCUCUCUAAUUGACAAAUACCCAAUGGGGCAUGAUGUGUUUACGAACCGUAGUGCGAUCAGCAGUAAAGGGUGGGAUGCUUUUAGAGAAGUUUACCUGGACAAUCAAGAUGUAAAACUUGAUGUUGAUAGGUUUAGAGGGACCCUCUUAAAAGUACAAGAGCUCUUGCAUACAUAAAUCUAUUGUUGUUGAUUGUUUUAAAAUCGAUCACCAUUUGUAAUAGUGGGCGUAAUGUAAUUUUUUAUUUGCCU
Cuscuta epithymum is the source of this 1633-nucleotide messenger RNA. The record is from the annotation of a GenBank genome assembly. NCBI's taxonomy places the organism in Eukaryota, Viridiplantae, Streptophyta, Magnoliopsida, Solanales, Convolvulaceae.